Molecule: messenger RNA, 1683 nt
Organism: Durio zibethinus
Lineage: Eukaryota; Viridiplantae; Streptophyta; Magnoliopsida; Malvales; Malvaceae
Source: RefSeq, a predicted model, not a curated record
AUGGAGCUACCGAAUAAGCAUUUGAUAGUGUUCAGCUCGUUUUUCCUCGUUUACGUUGAAGUUAUAAUUCUUCUCUCAUGCUUCAACCUACAAGGUCUUUACUCGGUUGGUUUAGCAGUUCCUUUAGUUAGUGGAAAUAACACAGAUCAACAAGCUUUACUCGAGUUCAAAGCCAAGAUAACUGGUGAUCAGCUCAGCGUUAUGCAUUCCUGGAAUAGUUCCAUCCAUUUCUGCCAAUGGCAUGGUGUUGCAUGCGGUCGCAGACAUCAAAGAGUCACCAGGUUGGAAUUGCAAUUCCAGAAACUCACGGGAUCUCUAUCACCAAACGUUGGAAAUUUGAGCUUUCUCAGGGUGUUGAAUCUUGCAGGCAACAGCUUCAACAACGAAAUUCCUCAAGAAAUUGGACAUUUAAGAAGGUUGGAAAUAUUUCAAUUGCCCAAUAACUCCAUCAAUGGUAAAAUUCCUUCCAAUUUAUCUGGUUGUUCUAAGCUUAGAGGUUUUGAUAUUAGAAGCAACCAACUGACUGGAGAAAUACCGGGUUUGCUUGGUCUCUUGUCAAAACUAAAAUAUUUAAGUUUUUUCAAUAACAGUUUAACAGGGAGUAUCCCACCUUCCUUGGGGAACAUAUCGUCUUUGGAGACACUUGUUUUGGGUAAGAAUGAACUGAAUGGGGUUAUUCCUGGAUCUCUUGGGCAACUGACAAAUCUUUCAUUUUUUUCUAUAGCAGAAAAUGCAAUUUCUGGAAUUGUUCCUGUCUCAAUUUUCAAUCUCUCUAAGAUUACAAAUUUGAUAUUGGCGUUAACAAGAUUCAAGCUGGAUAAACUAUCACGAUUGCGCAUAUUGAAAAACCAUUUUGGAGAUGGGGGAGUAAGAGACUUAAACUUUCUCUGUUCUUUAUCCAAUACUGCCAAACUAGAAGAACUAGACAUGGGCCAAAAUAAUUUUGGAGGGGUAUUACCCGAGUGCAUUAGCAAUUUGUCUAGCACCAUUUUGUUUCUAGCAAUACUACAGAACCAAAUAUUGGGAAGAAUUCCAGCAGGGAUUGAAAAUCUCAUCAAUUUGGAGUUACUAGAUGCAUCAAAUAAUCUGCUAUCAGGUUCUAUUCCCCUUGUUAUUGGAAGGCUUCAGAAGCUAAAGAAAUUUUAUGCUCAUUAUAAUCAUUUUCUCUCUGGGCCUAUUCCCCCUUCUAUUGGAAAUUUGACAAUGGUAACCCAACUUUAUUUAAAUAGUAACAAUCUUCAGGGCAACAUUCCUCGAAGUCUAGUUAACUGCAAAAGUUUGGUUGCAUUGGAUCUUUCUCAUAACAAUCUAAAUGGAUCUAUACCCCCUGAAGUAAUUGGACUCUCAUCAUUGUCCAUUCUUAUAAACUUAUCAUCCAAUCAUUUGACCGGUAUGCUUCUUGUUGAAGUAGGAAAUCUGAAAAAUCUGAGUAGUUUGGAUGUUUCUCAUAAUAGGUUAUCCGGUUUGCUUCCAAACAAUCUUGGUAGCCGUGUAAGGCUGGAGUACCUGUUCUUGGAUGGCAAUUUGUUCGAAGGGCCCAUUCCUUCAUCUUUGAGUUCAUUGAGAGGUCUUAUGGCAUUAGACAUAUCUGACAAUAAUCUUACUGGUGAGAUUCCAGAAUUUCUUGUGAGCUUUGGGUCAUUACAGUAUUUAAAUUAUCUUUCAAUGAUUUUGAGGGUAUGA